Messenger RNA from Canis lupus familiaris (dog), 3860 nucleotides. RefSeq names its product protein FAM169B (gene FAM169B). The coding region runs from base 55 to 1284 and encodes 409 amino acids. NCBI's taxonomy places the organism in Eukaryota, Metazoa, Chordata, Mammalia, Carnivora, Canidae. The record is from RefSeq and is a predicted model, not a curated record. The transcript is spliced from 10 exons.
GGGAGGGGAAACGCGGCAGCCCCGCGGGAGGGCCGCGAGCCGCGGGAGCCGAGCAUGGAGGCCGAGGCCGCUCGCGCAGCCGCAGCAGGCAUUUAUCCAGUGGAUAUUUUGGAAGAUGACCCCGAAAGGCAUUGGGAAGCAGCCCUGGCUUACUAUACCACACUUAGGGAAGGAAUGCGGCCCCCAGUAGAGUUUUUCUCUCUUCCCACGGGGGAGCAGGUUAAACUUGAAGCUACAUCUGUUUGCUUUUGCACGGUGCACCGUGAUGAACCUCAACAUAAAAUAUUAGUCUUGGUUAAUCCUCAGGACACAAAGACAGUGGUGUGGCCCGUGGCCCAGCAGCAAGACAUCACCAAGAAGCUUGUUAGAAAUGCAGAAGUUUGGGCCCCACUCAGGCCUGCUGAGUCAGAAUCUGUAACAAGAUCCCCAGUGGUGGCUGUUUACAUAAAGGAGUUCUGGUGGCCCACCGAAGAUGUGCUAAGAACCUCUGAUCCUGCAAGAGAAGGUCUGAUGAAGGUUCAGUCAUUUGGGGAAAGGAUUGUGCUUUUCAUUCUGAACGUCGUUAUUUUUGGAAGAUUGGAGAGAAAUUUGGAUGACGGUGACAUGUUUUUUUUACCUCACUCUGUGAAGGAGCAAGCAAAAAUUCUGUGGCAGGAUGGAGCAGCCGUUGGAUUUUACACAACCAAAAGGAAAGGCAGCCUGUGUGGUGAUGGCACGGGUGCAUGCUACCUGCUGCCGGUCUUCGACACUGUGUUUGUCAGGAGGACUUACCGUCGCCAAGGCCUGGGCAUGGCCAUGCUGCAGGACUUUUGUGAGACAUUCCAAGAGGACGAGGCCCUGGGUGUCAGUUGGCCAAUUUCUCCUGCCAUGUACCAAGUCUGCAGGAAGUUCCUGGAGGCCCAUCCGGAGGAGCGGGGGCGCCUGUGGGAGGUGGAGCCCCCGGGAGCCUGGGGCCAGCGAGGCAGCAUCUGGCUGAAGGUUCGGCGGCAGCAGGCCCAGCUUCCAGACUCUCACCCAGGAAAUUCCAAGGAGGACAUGAGCCAUCAUGGGCGGACUUCUCCAGAUGAUGGGCCCAGACCAUCUCAAGAUGACAAGAAGGAGAGAACCAGCGGAGAACCGGAACAGACAAAGAGUGAUCAAGACUGCGGAGUGAAAGAAGCAGCCGUGGGGCGGCUUAGACCAGCCCGCUGGGCCGAGCCAGAGGAGAAAGAGGCCAAGAGGACUGUGAUGGAUGUGGGGCUAGCCUGGGAGUCCCAGCAGAAGCACAUGCGGCCCAGCUCUUAACUCGAAGAGGGCAGCCUGAGUCUUGGGGAGUGGCCUCUCUGGGCCCCAGGGGAUAUGAGUGUGAGGGCUGCCUCUGUCACUCCGUGGGUGGCCAGGAGCCAGCCUCUGCCUUGCCCUUUGAGGAGAAAAGCUAGGGCAUAGACCCUGCCUACCUCAGGCUUUUUGGGGGGCCCGGGUGAGAGGAAGCCUGGGAGAGUGCUUCAGUCUUCAAGCACAGAGAUCUCAACAGGUACAGACAGUUCUUUUCCCGAGCUUUGAUUUCAGAAGUGCGUUUGUUAAACCUGAUAGGUUUCUGUGAUUCAGGAUGAAUUUGUAAAGAUGGUACUGGAACCGCUUGAACCUUCUUUCACACAAGGAAACUCUGAAAAGGGCCAUGCCCCUUCAGGUCUGCACUGCAGCAAUCUGUCUCAGGUCUGCCCAUGCCAGCUCAGAUGUCAUCAUGAGACCAUAGACACCAGAAGGGUUUCUGGGGAGAAGAAUCUUUUCCAGAGAAGCUUUUGCCAUAUCGGGAGCUCCCUGAGGGCAGUGGCUGGGACUGCCUGCUGAUGUACACCCUCACUCACAUCUGGCCUGGUAUACAGGAGGCACUCAGAGUGGGUUCCGGGGGACAUCAGGAUCAUAGCCAUAACCCCAUUCAGAGGGGAAGCCACUGGAGGGAACUUUGUGCUGAUGGCUCUUCCAGCAUAUUGAUGCCUCUAGGGAAAAGGCUUGUACUGGUAAAAGUGACUGUAGAGCUAAUGGCCUGCCUGCACCUAGCGAGACAGUGGCCUCCUCAGCUAUCUACACCACCCUGCUCGCGGCACAUACUUGGCCACCGUUGGGGAUUCUGAGCUGAGCCAAGGACCCAGUCUGGAAGACCCCGUGAGGGCAGGCAAGCAGGCUUCACAGGGUAAGGCACAGUCUGGGCUGCUUCAUGAGGCCCCAGAGCCUGCUCCCUGGAAGCUGUGGUAGGGCUUUCUCUGCAGCUGGCCUAGUCUCACCAGUGUUCAGUAGGAUUCCAACCAAUGAAAGCUGCCUGGGUCCUCUUGGGGCAGGCAGCCCAGUCCCAGCCCCUACUUGUGGGUGAAUGCAAAUUUGACCUUAUCCCUGAGGACACUCCUCGAUGGCUUUAUCACUGUCUCUGGGGCUACCUAGGGCCCUGAAGACUCAGUUCCCAUCUCUGGGCGCCUUCCUUGCUUUCUGUAUCCCAGCUGCCUGGGCUUCCCUUUCCUCAGACACACCUGUGCUCUUGCUCCAGGGUCAGCACUCACCCGCUCACUCUGCCUGGGGCACAUGCCUGUCCUUCUCUCCCUCUGUCCUUCUGUCUCUCUCUCUCUCUGUGUCCUCCUCCUUCUCUCUCUCUCUCUCUUUCUUCCUGCCAUCUCUCCCCCAUCCCAGCUGUGGUUGUGUGUGCCUGUGCACACACAGACACACAACUUGUCAGCCUGAUUCCUACUGAGGCAUCUAAUCUCAGCUUCAGUGUCCCUUCCUGACCACCUACCUCCUCCUCCCCUUCCUACAUGGCCUCAAGACCCUGGGCACUUGGCUGUGACUCCCAUGAGCCACCAGCAGGACCAGCCCUGGGUCUGCUCAUUUGCUUCUUGUUUCCUCAGUGCCAGUGUAGACCUGGUCUUCAGUAACUGUGUGGGGAAUGAGUGGUAGCAGAUCUCCUCUUCUGCUCCUCUGUUAAAUGCUGGAGAUGGAUGGAAUAACAGUUUCAGCUUUUUAGGGGUGCCGUAAAGCUCAUCCUGGAGCCUGGGGAUGGGGAGGAGACCACCAGCCCCAUGUGCUGGCAAGAUACUCACUGCUGCUCCCCUAGUGGUCAGAGGACACGUGUGAUGGGACCUCUGUUACUUAUUUACUCAUCCAUCUGUCCACCCACGCAUCUGUCCAUCUGUUCAUCCUUCCAUUCAUUUAUCCAUAUACUCAUCUGCCUGUCUGUCCAUCCUUCUGACAUCCAUCCAUCCAUCCAUCCAUCUGUCCAUCCACCCACCUGUCUGUACAUCCAUCUGCCCACAUCUGCCCACAUCUGCCCAUUUGUUUAUUUCUCCAUCUCUCCACCAACCCAUCCAUCCAUCCAUCCAUCCAUCCAUCCAUCCAUCCAUCCAUCCCCCACCCUGUUGUACAACAAAUAUUUAGCAUGCUUGCUUGGGACUGGGCUCUGUGCUGGGUACUGGCAAUGUACAGAUAAGUGAAAUGUGUUUACUGGACUCAGACUCUUCUCUCUGGAAGAGUCUCUUCUAGAGUGUUCCCCUGGAGUUGUUGUCUUACACCCAUUAGAAAGAGGGAAAAGUCCAAUGGAAGGAAAUAGAGCUUAGAGCUCCAUAUGAAGACCAUGAAAUCUCUCAGUGCCUUUGGGCCCCUUGUGAAGGAGGGACAAACCAUAAAAGUAGACUCAUCAGUGGCAUCUGCAGUCAAGGGGUGCUCCACGUGUAAUGCUCUUCAUUGUGUGACAAAAUGGAUGCUGUGAACUUGGCAUUGUUCAGGACGAAUGGCUAGUACUUUGUGUUUACCUGGAAAUGAACUGAUGAAAAUAUCUCAGGGGUUUCAUGAAGUUACUGUUCAAUAAAAGCAUCCUCCCAAGGGAGAAGAACUGA